AUGGGAAGUUUCAACACUAGUUGCGGAGAAGACUUCAUUUUGGUGGGCUUCUCAGAUUGGCCUCAACUGGAACUUGCCCUUUUUGUCUUUAUUUCAAUUUUCUACUCCCUAACUCUCUUUGGCAAUACCACCAUCAUUGCUCUCUCUUGCCUGGAUCAUCGGUUGCACACACCCAUGUACUUUUUCCUCUGUCAUCUCUCUUUCCUGGACCUCUGCUGCACCACCAGCACUGUGCCCCAGCUUCUGAUCAACCUUCAUGGACACUACCGGACCAUCACCUAUGGAGGGUGUGUGGCCCAGCUCUUUCUCUUCCUCUCCCUGGGCUCCACUGAGUCUGUGCUCCUGGUGGUGAUGGCCUUUGACCGCUAUGCUGCUGUCUGUCGACCACUCCACUACACAGCCAUCAUGUACCCCCGUUUCUGCCAGACACUGGCCGUCAUCUCCUGGGUGGGAGGCUUCAUGAACUCUGCGGUUCAGACAGGCCUCAUGAUGGCCAUGCCCCUCUGUGUCCCCCAUCACCUGAACCACUUCUUCUGUGAGAUGCCUGUGCUCCUGAAGCUGGCUUGUGAGGACACACAAGAGACAGAGGUCAAGAUGUUUGUGGCCCGAGUCAUUAUCGGGGUGGUUCCUGAAGCACUAAUUCUAGGCUCUUAUGUCCACAUUGCUCAAGCAGUGCUGAGGGUCAAAUCAGCUGCUGGACGCAGAAAGGCUUUUGGGACUUGUGGGUCCCACCUCUUGGUGGUUUCCCUUUUUUAUGGCUCAGCCAUUUACACAUACCUCCAACCCAUGCGUAAUUAUUCACAGAGUGAGGGAAAGUUUGUUGCCCUUUUUUAUACUAUAGUUACCCCCAUGCUCAAUCCUCUGAUUUAUACCCUAAGAAACAAGGAUGUGAAGGGGGCUCUGAAGAAGGUACUAUGGAAAGGCAGAGACUUGGGGUAAGGAGGGGAAAGGAGGACAAAUACAAUUGUCUGUGAUAGCUCUCAGGUCAUGGAGCCCAUCCUCUUCCUGGGAGAGCAGUUGGUGAACAGAAAAUAGCCCUUGGUAGACCUCAGGUUUUAGCACCUUACCCGCCUUGUUUGGGAGUUGGAAGUGGGGAUCUCUUGGGGCUCUUUUUUGUUCAAUGUCUAUGAUCUAUAUCACAAGUUUUCAAAGAAAUGAGAUUGGGAAGUGGGCAUUGUGACCACUUUUGGAGAGUCACAG
Molecule: messenger RNA, 1200 nt
Organism: Trichechus manatus latirostris (Florida manatee)
Lineage: Eukaryota; Metazoa; Chordata; Mammalia; Sirenia; Trichechidae
Product: olfactory receptor 2Y1-like
Exons: 1
Coding region: 1-939 (312 amino acids)
Biological process (GO): G protein-coupled receptor signaling pathway; detection of chemical stimulus involved in sensory perception of smell
Cellular component (GO): plasma membrane
Molecular function (GO): G protein-coupled receptor activity; olfactory receptor activity
Source: RefSeq, a predicted model, not a curated record